Molecule: messenger RNA, 450 nt
Organism: Drosophila subpulchrella
Lineage: Eukaryota; Metazoa; Arthropoda; Insecta; Diptera; Drosophilidae
Product: bypass of stop codon protein 1-like
Exons: 1
Coding region: 1-450 (149 amino acids)
Source: RefSeq, a predicted model, not a curated record
AUGCGAUCCCAACUAGUCCUCGUCCUUGGUCUUGUGGCUCUCGUGGCCUCUGCUUACGGCGCAACCGACUCGAAUUCGACUUCCUCGGCAACUUCAACUCCCUCGAAUUCGACUUCCUCGGCAACUUCAACUCCUUCGAAUUCUACUACCACAACUUCAACUCCUUCGAAUUCGACCUCCACAACUUCAACUCCUUCAAAUUCCUCGACUUCGACGAGCACACCAACUGCAUCAACUGCAUCAACUGCUUCGACCUCGCCCACUUCUUCCAGUACGACCAGUGACAAGACCUCCAGCGAGGUGAAGAAGCUGGAGAAGAAGCUUCGCAGGGAACGCAGGUUGAGGCGCCAACUAAGACGUCGUUUGAGGCGUCAGGAGACUCGCCAAAAGAAUCAGCAAGAAAGACGCGAGGCGAGGCUUGCUGCAAAGAAGCGCACCCGUCGGGGUUAG